GUCGUCCACCAAUGUCCACGAUGAUGAGCACUCGUUUUGUCGGCUUAGCACCGGCCUUAAGGCGUGCGACGUUCAGAUCUAGCUUGGCCCGAAACCAUGCCCUCCUCUGCAACUCUGUCUUCAAACGAGGAGUCCAAAUUGAAUUUCAGCAACCUGCAAAAGCGAAUGAUAUUCUGAAUUCGCAGAGACUCAAGCGACCCUCUAGUCCACACUUCACCAUCUACCAACCUCAGCUCACCUGGUACGGAUCGAUUGCCAACCGCAUUACUGGGACAGCUCUCAGCGUCUUAUUGUACGGUUUCACUAUUUCAUACGUUGUUUUCCCGCUGGUCGGUGCGCCAUUCAGCAGCACAGACGUCAUUCAGCUCGUUUCCACGCUCCCUGAGGGUGUUAAAUAUGCUGGAAAGGCUCUCCUAGCUGCACCAUUCGCCUUCCACUCUUGGAACGGUCUCCGUCAUCUUGCAUGGGAUAGCGGUAAAUUCCUUACACUGAAAGGUGCUUACGCGACUGGUUAUGCAGUUCUGGGGGCGUCUGCCGUCACUACUGUCGCCCUCGUGCUCCUCUGAUAGUCUAACUAGCUCGUCAUCGGCAUACUUUAUCACAUGUAAAAGAAGCUAGCUUGCAAUGUCCAAAAUGCCUUUAUC
Molecule: messenger RNA, 644 nt
Organism: Fomitiporia mediterranea MF3/22
Lineage: Eukaryota; Fungi; Basidiomycota; Agaricomycetes; Hymenochaetales; Hymenochaetaceae
Product: succinate dehydrogenase cytochrome b560 subunit
Exons: 5
Coding region: 12-566 (184 amino acids)
Biological process (GO): tricarboxylic acid cycle; mitochondrial electron transport, succinate to ubiquinone
Cellular component (GO): membrane
Molecular function (GO): succinate dehydrogenase activity; electron transfer activity
Source: RefSeq, a predicted model, not a curated record